Plasmodium gallinaceum is the source of this 489-nucleotide messenger RNA. RefSeq names its product suppressor of kinetochore protein 1, putative. Gene Ontology annotation, cellular component: cytoplasm; nucleus. Gene Ontology annotation, biological process: SCF-dependent proteasomal ubiquitin-dependent protein catabolic process. Lineage: Eukaryota; Apicomplexa; Aconoidasida; Haemosporida; Plasmodiidae. Gene Ontology annotation, molecular function: cullin family protein binding. The record is from RefSeq and is a predicted model, not a curated record. The transcript is spliced from 5 exons. The coding region runs from base 1 to 489 and encodes 162 amino acids.
AUGAAAAAUGAUAAAAUAAAGUUAGUAAGUUUUGAAGGGGAUGAAUUUAUUGUAGAUAAAUAUACUGCUUCGAUGUCCACUGUAAUAAUGAAUAUAUUAGAAGUUAUGACUGAAGAAGAAGAUACAAUUCCUCUUCCUAAUAUAAAAACUCAGAUUUUAAAAAAAAUUAUUGAAUACAUGGAAUAUCAUAUACAAAAUCCAGCAGACGAAAUACCAAAGCCAUUAAGUACAUCAAACUUACAAGAUGUUGUAUCUAGUUGGGAUUACGAUUUUGUUAAUACUGACAAGGAAACUUUAUACGAACUUAUUGAAGCAUCUAAUUAUUUAGAUAUAAAGCCACUUUUAGAUUUAACUUGUGGUAAAAUUGCUUCUAUGAUGAAAGAUAAAACAACUGAAGAGAUCAGAGCAGAAUUUGAUAUAGUUAAUGAUUUUACAAGAGAAGAAGAAAAACAAAUAAGGGAAGAAAACAGAUGGUGUGGUGAUAUAUAA